Cyanidioschyzon merolae strain 10D is the source of this 735-nucleotide messenger RNA. RefSeq lists its product as hypothetical. The transcript has a single exon. The coding region runs from base 1 to 735 and encodes 244 amino acids. The record is from RefSeq and is a predicted model, not a curated record. Lineage: Eukaryota; Rhodophyta; Bangiophyceae; Cyanidiales; Cyanidiaceae.
AUGUCAGAGCAUAAGCGUCACGUCAAAAGCAUGCUUCUUCGGGAAGCACGUGAGCGCGUUGGGUCGGCCUUCGUCUUGCAAGCGCAACUUUUGUCGCGGUGGGUGCAGUGCUCCGGUGACGGAGUGACGCGCGCCAGGGUGCAGCCGCUUGACACGCGUGCACUCGGGGCACGGCGUCGCAACCGACAGAACGGGACGCACUGUCAUUUCGCUAUACGGAGACUAUACAUGCAAAAGAAGCCGAAGACGAAGGCACGCAGGCGGUCGGCACCUGCCGGGCGUGUGAAGGACGGUACCGAGGCGGACGGCGCACCGCAAUGGACCAGCCCGCCGGAGGCACUGGAGCACACAAGCUCAGCGCUGCCUCUGGUUGUUGCAGAGCGAAUGCAGCGCAGAAUGGUGGUGUUUGCGGGUGUUCCCUUCUUACUCGGAUUGAGCGCUUUCGGAGUCUUUUUCUUUCUCAAGUACCGUUACGAUGUUGUCGUGAUUCCACCUGUGGUUGGGUACGCGACCCUGGGCCUCUUCGGAGUAUCGCUAUUCGGUUUAACCUAUGGAAUCAUGAGUGCCUCGUGGGACGCGGGCCGCAGGGGUUCCCUCCUCGGCUGGGACGAGGCUCAAAGAAACUUGCUGAACACGAUCGAUGCUUUCUGGCGGGCACGCAGCCGGGAACGCCUCGACGAUCUGGACAGCACGAAAGACGAUGCGCACACUGAGCGCCCGCGACGUAAGCCUUGA